This is a messenger RNA of Diversispora eburnea, 459 nucleotides long. Lineage: Eukaryota; Fungi; Glomeromycota; Glomeromycetes; Diversisporales; Diversisporaceae. The record is from the annotation of a GenBank genome assembly.
AUGGCAGAUGUUAAUGAUCCGCAGUUGUCUUUGGAAGUUGAUAGACGCAUUUAUGCUGACAAUAUUAAUCAAAUUUUCAAUGAGAGUUUUGUGAGUAGCAGUGAAAAUAAUUUAACUUCUUCAUAUGAUAAAAUUGACAAAACAGAAUUAGGAGUCACUUGCAAUCUGUUUAAAUCAUUGAAGCCGCCGGAUGCCCAAAAUGAAUCUGACAGUGUUGAUGUUUUUAUUGGUGACAACGUUGCGAACUGGAAACUUCCUUUUCCUCAAAGUGAUGGAUAUGGCGAUGUAGGUGCACCGAAAGAAGUUUUAACAAGAAUUGAAGAGCCAGCUCUCGAACUAGCUGACGUUUCAGUGGUUACAUUAGCAUCUGUGGCAUUUUUGUUUUUCUCUUUGGGAAUUGGGACUUUAAAGACCAUAAAGAGGAUGAUGAUGAUGGGGGUUAAUAACUUUUUUAAAUAA